This is a messenger RNA of Pocillopora meandrina, 8262 nucleotides long. Lineage: Eukaryota; Metazoa; Cnidaria; Anthozoa; Scleractinia; Pocilloporidae. The record is from the annotation of a GenBank genome assembly.
GCAGGUUAACCGCGGCAGUAUCUUUAGCGUCAAGGAUGGUUGCAGUUACCGAAACAGGUUCUCCAUAUUCUACGCCAGUAAGUGUACGGUCUUAUUGAAGGUUGCCGUUCUUGAUUCAUCCCUCUGCUUGCUCUGAAGAUAAUUUACAUGCAUCCGAGUUCUCGCUUUUCUCUUCGACGUCACGAGUAUUUUGCAAGAAACUUUUACUUUAAAUUGCUCAAUUUUUGUUCAAUUAUUCUCUCUAAAAUUUGUCGCCUGUAAUUGCUGAUUAAUACAUGUUAAAUAGAUCAUUUAUUCCUGGCAACUUAUGAUUGAAGCCUCUAAACUCCAAGCAGAAAACAAAAACGAUGUUUGACUAAUUUCUGCGACAUUGUGUAAUGAGAAAUUUUUACCAACUAACCAACGGAAAUAUGGAUGUAUUCUCUCCCUCGUUCUUCCAGGUUGCCUUUAUAUAUGUUUUCAAUUUGAUUAUUGGAGUUGGAGCAUUGACAAUGCCCAAGGCAUUUGCAAAUGCGGGUUGGUUGAUCGCAUCAGUUCUGAUAGGUAUUUUAUGCCUGAUGAGGUUAGUGGAGGUCUAUCGUUACCAUUCCAACUAUUAUUAUUAUCAUUAUCACUAUUAUGGUGUUAUCAUAACAGCAUUGAUUAUUGUUUGUUUUAUUUUAGUUUUGCAAUACUCCCCCAUCCACUCCCCCCAUAUCUCAUAUUACAAGACCUUGAAGGUCAUAGCCCAUAUAAAGAUCAAACUGCCCCAUGAUGAAGCUGACUACUUUCAGCUGAUGCUACAGAAUGAUACAUGAUACAGUGAUUGUAGUCCUCUAUGAUCAUGGGCAAAACAGGUUGCCUUGCCAAAGAUAAUAGCCAGCAAUCAAGGGAUGUAUAGUAUUUCAGUAGUCAGCUGAUAUGUGAUCAGUGGAUAUUCAAAUGUUGUUUGUUUAUCAUUGUUUAUUUACUGACAUGUCAGCUGAUUACCAACAAGUGUUGAGGCUUCAGCUGAACAUGGGCUGACUAUCUACUUACCAAAUAUCAGCUUUUGACUUCAUCAAUCUACCUCUAAAAUGGAUUUUACCAACAUUGAUUGAAUGAAUCAAUGAGAAGUCUCUGUUAUGCUGUCAAUUCAAAGUAGUUGUUAUGCUAUUUUUUAUUAUGUGUGUGCGCAAAUCUUUUACAAAAUAUCUAAGACAAUUUAUACCAGUAUGCUCUCUAUGGUCAAUAGAUGCGUUUGGAUUAGAGUUUGCGAACACAGUGUGAUAUUACACUUUCUGUGUUUCAAUUUCUAUGUGAGAAGUAUUUGAUAAAAGUAACCCUUUACACCCUAAAGUCAGUAUACAUAUUCUCUGUACUGUUCUUAGUGCAUUUUUUAAGGUACUUACAAGGAAAAUUUGUCUAACAUUCAAGAGCAUCUUUAGUUGGUGAUCAUUUCUUUUAUUCUCAUAACCUUUAUGUGUGAUUCAAGGGUGAUGUUGUAAGGAGAGAUUAGAUGAUAGUCACUCUUAGGGGUUACAGGGUUAAUAGAAGACUUUUCUGUGUUUACUCUUCCUCUUAUAAUAACUCAGGGGUUGAGAACAUUUUUGUGUUUAGAAGAGGCUCUACAAACACAGAAGAGUCCUCUAUUGCUUGAAUAACAGAAAUCUGUCGACUUUUUUACCCAGUUACCUCUAUAAAGAAUGUGUGAGAAGAUUUUAAAUUAUAGAUGUAAGUUUCAUGCAUUAUUCAAGUUUUGGUUUUACUUUUGUAUCUUUUUCUACACAUGCUUCACUUAGAUCAAAAUUUUAAUUCUCCUUACCACCAACCGUACAAUUUCUAUAAUGUUAGUUCAGAGAAUUAAGUAUUGAAUUAACUAAUUAACCCCAAAUUGAUAUUUUUCUUUAUUCUCAUCACUAAUCUGCUUGAUAUUGUAUUGAUAUUGUAAGGAGAAAUUAUGUCUUGGUCACUUAUGAAGGUUAAAGGGUUAAUUUCUUAAGUUGUGUGAAACAUUGACUAAAAAAUUCAGUCAUGUGAAAAACAUGUGAUUAGCAUGUAAAUAACAUGUGAUUGUCACCUUAGUAAUAAACUUCUCAUACAGAUUUUAAGUUUUUUUGUAAUUUUACUCUAACUUUUGCUUAUAACUGCUCCCAAUGGAAUGUUUUGAGAAAAUAGACAGAAAUGAUGUUUUGACUGUCAUACUAUUUUAACUGCCUAAAACUUUGCCAUGAUUUCAAGGUCACAAUAAUGUCACUAAAUAAGGCAGAUGUUUCUGCUGAGCAUGGCUGCAGAUUUUAAAGUUUUCACAAUUUACCUAGUAAAAAAAAAGUAACAUUUGAUAUUAUACAACUACCCUACUUAUUGACCCUGAUACUAGGUAAAUUGGUUUAACUACUGAUUUUACUGAAUAAAUUGAAACUCAAAAUACUUUUUAAUAUUGAUGUUUAGUUUUAUAACAUCCACAUUCAUGGUAGAGGCAAUGGCUGCUGCUAAUGCUAUGUUACGUCUAAAAGCAAGAGAAAAAAGUUUGUCAGCACCAGUAAGUAUUAACUGCAUUUUUAUUUGAUUUUUACAUUUACUUUUGCAAUUAAGGACCAGUGAACCUAAUCAUCUCUUAAACCUGGCCUCCUUUAACUCUCAGAAAUGAUUUACAUGUAAAUAAUUUCUCCUAAAUGUCCUAAAUGUCUAUCACUCCUCCAAGUAUUAAAAGUCCUGGAAUUUUUCUUCCUUUAGGAAAGAAACUACAAACAGUGUUACACCUCUUACAAUGGACAAGUUAAAUUCAUUCUUCAACAGUUUAUUGGUAAAGAGAUAAUCAAGUUUAAUGAUCAUGUGUUCCUUUUUUGUUAGAUACAUCCUUCUACUGGUAGUGCCUUAAGUGCUGGUUCUAAUGGUGAAAAAGAUUCAUCUUCUGAUGACCCUGAUGAGAAUGUGCCGCUGCUUAUUAGUGAGUAAUUAUAGUGUCAAGUGAACUUUUUUUAUGAAAGUGAUAAAAUAAAUAAUAUAUGACAUUCUGUACUGCUGCAUACUGGCUGCUUUGCAUACCACUGAAAUAGCUCUAAGAAUGCAAUAUGGUUAGCAAUGACAACAACAGCAAAGGUUCAUAUGAUGCCAGUUUUUGAGGUUCACAUGGCAUGUCAAUGCCUAAAACUUGAACAACCAAAGGGAGAGAUGCAAAUUUUCAUUAAGAAAAUGACAAGCCUCAGUUGUAUUUCAUGAAAAUGUUUAUCUCAGUGAAAUUUGGACCAUUCACACUAGGUGCUUGAAAUGCACCACCGUCAAGUUUGCUUCUUGUCUGCCAAACACAUCUAGCCUAAGUGGUGACAACCAUAAAUAAGGCAGCUUGGAGCACUGUGAUGUCAUAUGGCAAAUGAGACAGGAUCCCUAGAACUGAGUUUAGAUUAUUAAGUACCAGUUUAAAAGUAAGCUGGUGAUGUAUAGUGUAGAUACUUGAAUGGUUUACAAAGAUGUCUUUGGUCAUAGAGCAAGGCAAAAACAUUUGACAACAUGGUUUUCUUAUGAAACUGUUUUAUGCUUAGUGUUUUUGCUGAGAUAUAUAUAUGAUAAUUCAAGAAUCUGUUAAAAUUUUGGCAAAAAGAGAUUUUCUAAAACUUUAGCAGGAAAAAUUCUUCUUUGAAUUUUUUGUAACAAAAUUGAUAAUGUGGAGCAUGAGAACUGCAUUCCCCCCUAAAUACAGAGAUUAUACUUGAAAAAAAAUUUUAAAAAAGCCUUGAUUGAUGGCAGAUAAUUUUCUUGUUUAUCACUACUAGAUGCAUUGGGUAGCUCAAGAGGAGAUCUCUAUGAUAUAUCCAAGCGUGUAGAAAUGGUGAGUGCUUUGUAGAGAUUCUUCUCUCCUUGUUUUUGAUUGAUUUCCACACAGUACUGAGAAACAGCUAAAAAAAUCUUUAUUACAUUCAUUUUGAAAUUACCAGUGAUCCUUGCGAUCUGAUUUGCUCUAAUCGGUGCUAUUUAUUCACAAAUUACACCAGUUUUUGCUUUAAAUCACACUUUUUUCCCAACCAAUGAGAGAGCUUUAAUAAUUGAAAACAAAAAAACAACCAAUCAAAUUUCAAGGCUGGUUUUAAAGAAACCAUUAUUAAGUUGUUUACUUACACCUAUAAUUAGCUGUGAUAUCUCUGUUCUAUAAUGGUGAUACAUAUUUUUUCUCUGUUUGUAGGGUCAGAUGGCCAACCUUUUUUUCAGUAAACGUAAGUAAUGAAUUAAGUUGCUGGUCUAAGAACAAAGGGGUAAGUUUCUAAAGAAACUGUGGUGCUAUCUCUGUUCUAUAAUGGUGAUACAUAACUUUCUUGAAAAUUGUUAGGUCAGAUGGCCAACGUUUUUUCAGUAAAAACGUCAGCUAAUGAAUUUUAAACCCAGUUGUUAACACUAAAUUACCUGGUCUAAGAACAGUCCCACUAUCUUUUAUUCUGAAAUUCUGUGCUUUGAGGUGCAUUUUUGGAGAAAAGAGCAAGUACAAACCUACCAUUGACUUAGGGGUGGCAAAAAGGCAGGCAGUAAAGAACAGAAACAGUGCAAACCGGGAGAACCUUUGGCAGUGUUUUGCUGUUUGGCUUGAAAAGCAAAAUGCAAAAUUGAAACCACAACAGAGUUAAAACAAAAGUUGGGUCAUUUGCUCCUCUUUAUUAUUCUCCUUGUCAGUAUCUAAGGAAAUGUAUAGGAAUUAGUGUGGAGAAUUUGCAUACAGAUCUUGAGGUGUCAAGGUAAUCUCAGCCCCAUUGUGCUUGCUAUAGUACUCUAUGGACGUUUUAAUCAACUUUUGUGUUAUUAAUGAUUAUUAAUAAUAUUGUUUUAUUAUUAGUUGGAGUCCGACUGUUCUACUUCUGCAUUGUGUUGUACCUGUAUGGUGAUUUGGCAAUAUAUGCAGCUGCUGUUCCAAAGUCUUUAACUAAAGUGACAUGGUAAGAUGGUUAGAUUUAUAUAUUAUAUUUGUUAAUCUAUUUAUUCAUAAGAAAAUAGCGGGGCGAUGGGGGGUGAGAGGUGGCUAUGACAAACUGCCUUCUAGAGAAGUGGGUAACCUCUACAGCUUUGACAGUGGCAUCAACCUUGGUACUGUCAAUCAUAAGAAUAUUCAAUAUCUUACUUGAGGGUCGGUAGGGAAGAAGUUAGCUGGCGUUUAUGAUUAGUGCUGCAGGACGCGCGUUUCUCCGCCCGCGGUGAGAUUUGAGACGAGACGGGUAGUGGUUUGAUUGGGUGUUUUGGGCACUAAUAUCAGUGCUAGAUCCCUCGCAGACCCCUCCCUGGUUUGUGUUUCAAGGUCUCAAACUUUCCAACAGGCGAAGAAACGCUUGUGCCGUGACGCUAAUAGGGAGGUCCUCCUCGAUCAGGUUUUCAUCAGCACUGCUUAAAAAAUAUCUCACAGAAUUCUUGCGAAGAGUGCGAGGGCUCAACUGGCCUGCCUUGCUCGCUGGCAAGAGGUCUAGCAGGAGUUCUGGCAGGCUCCUCACCGGCCUCUUGAAGGGUUCACAAGAAGGCUGCGAGAUGCUCGUGGAGCAGCGCUAAGAAGAACUUGCGCAUAGGCUAGUCUGCUAUGAGCCCUUGGACUUUUUCCUCCUUAUUGCAACGGUCAAAACAGCUGCCUGAAUAACAUCUAGAGGCUUCCAUUAAAACUUUUGUCAUAUUUCUUAAUCUUUUUGGUUGUAACAAUACCCGUAUCCCAUUCGGAAGAGAGCCGAUUACCGUUGCAAAGUGUUGUGCUAAACUUUGAUUUGAUUUUUUCCCUUUUCCCAGCGGAUCUUGGAAUGAAACUGAUUCUACCAAAUCCAACAACAAGACUUGUCCACGAUGGGGCUCUGUCACACAAGGCAAUGUUUAUCGUGUCUUUUUAGUAAGUGUUUUUAUCCAGCAAGCUCCUAAAAAAUAAGUUUGUGUGUUGGUAUGCGUGAUAGUGUGCGAGAUAGAAUGUGCGAUGGUAUGUGUGAUAGUAUGCGUGUACCCUGCGUGAUCGUAUGCAUUAUAAUUUUUUUGGGCCUCGCCCUCAUCAACUACCACGCACAGAAAUCGAGAGCUCAUCAUGUAAUCUUUAGAUAAAAGCGUUAUGUAUGUACUGCGGGUGUAUUUACUCAAAGUGCAUGAUCCUGAAGCAACAUGUUUAUAGGGAAGGACCCAGCACUUGACUUGCUCGUUUCUGUUCCUUUUUCAGGCCAUUUUCACCGUCACAUUAGGACCAUUUGCAUUUUUCAACGUACAGAAAACAAAAUACUUACAGAUUUUUACCACACUCAUGAGAUGGGUUGGUAAGUAGUUAGUUUAUUUGUACUUUCCUGAUUUCUUGUCUUAUUGCUGUUUUGUUCUUAUCAGCGGGUUACAUAUCUUUAAAUUUUUAAAGUUUCGUCUACUUUGAAAUCAGGGGGGCAAGUUUCUAAAUAAAAUGUGGUGCUGCGUCGGUGGGAGAGUAUAAUAGAAAUUAAUUUAUUAGUAUCAAAGUAAUUUAGUAUUAUCUACUGAGUUUAAAACGUAAAUUGGCCACGGUAAAAAGUUUAACAGCUGGCGUUUCGAGCGUUAGCCCUUCGUCAGAGCGAUUGACGAAGGGCUAACGCUCGAAACGUCAGCUUUUAAACUCUUUACAGUGGCCAAUUUACGUCAUCAACUCAGUAGAUAAUACUAAAUUACUUUGAAAUCACACUCGCAUAUAAAAAGUUCAAUUGCUACUUAUCGGAACACUAGAAAUAAUUACCAAAAACAUGAAUGUACGGGAAUGUGAUUGAAAAACCUCGUAUUAAAUGUAGCCGUGUAUUUCUCACGGUAUCCCAAUGCAGAUGGUUUUCGAUCUCCUCAAGUUUCUCCCAUCCAUGCAUUGGGUCUUUCUUUACACUGUCAGAGAUGAAGAGGAAUGAAGAGGCCAUGCUAAUGUGUUUUACGUCUGCUUUUCAACAGCCUUUAUCAUGAUGAUUGUCAUCGCUGUAGUCAAGAUUGGUAAGGGCCAGGGGGAGCAUGAUACUCCUACAGCAAGUAUCUCGGGCCUGCCUAAUCUGUUCGGAGUGUGUGUGUACUCAUACAUGUGCCAGCAUUCGCUCCCAUCUCUAAUCACACCAAUGAAGAACAAGUCGCGUAUCACGUUGCUCUUUGUCGCUGACUUCGCCAUAGUCCUGAUUUUUUAUGCUCUGUUGUCCUUCACCGCCAUCUUUGCCUUCCGCUCAGAGGACUUGAACGACUUGUAUACGCUCAACUUCAGGAAAACCUCCGGCAACUUUGUGGGAUAUUUCCUCGCACUGUUUCCCGUUUUCACCCUCAGCACCAAUUUCCCGAUCAUUUCCAUAACCCUCCGUGACAAUCUUAAGAAUUUGUUUCACCGCGAAGGACGACCCUACCCCUGGGUCGUGGACCGGAUCGUUUUUCCACUCUCCACGAUCACCUUGCCUAUCAUAGUGGCAUUCAUUACGCAGAACUUGGAAAUACUCGUCGGCGUAACUGGGUCUUACGCCGGCACUGGAGUGCAGUAUGUUAUCCCAGCCUGCCUUGCGUACUUUGGCAAGAAACAGUUGACGGAGAUGACAGGUCGCUAUGACAACAAGCACAAGUCUCCCUUCGGAAGGAGUUUGUGGAUCGUGUUUGUGAUUGGCUGGGCGUUUGUCUGUAUAGCUUUGGUGACGGUAAAUCAUAUCAUUGCCAAAAAAUAAUCUGAUAGAAUCAUUUCCAAAAAUGAGUAAUUAUGCUGUGAAAUCGAUGAAUUGGGCGAUAUCAAGAACAAAUAUAAAUUAUUAUUAUUAUUGUUAAUAUUAUUAAAUAAUUUGUAAUUAACUAUAAAAUUGAUAAGCUGCUUCAGGUGUUAAGAUUUUGAUAUGAAGAUUAAAAUCAGAGGCCAUAUGGUGGAUCUGAAUAUUAUUAUUAUGAAGUUGCAGGUUCAAUUUUGAUUAAUUCUCCAUCACAUUAAAUGAGUAACGGUUGAUUGUGUCGUCUAAUCGUCUGGGUGAGAAUAGGACUCUUGUUGAUACGAGUCCAAGUUUAUUCUAGAAAUUGGUCAAAGAGGGUAGGGAAAGCCCUUUGUCAAGAAAGGGCCAGGACAGCGGCUACGCAGAAAGAUGUUUGAACUAAUGUGUUUAGUCUCGUCGGUGGUAGAACGAGGUAGAGAAAAGCAGAGCUGCGCUCUAGAAUGGAGCUUGGUAGUAACUGACGAUUUGACAACUUGAGGGGAAUUCAGGAGGUGAUUGUCAGUUGAAUGUAAUAAGUUGGUUCGUGGAAAGUAAUUGGUCAGUUUUGAUGUUUUUUUAUAGGCUGUUAGAUUCAAAUCAUUGUGACCGACAACAUUACUUUACACGACCACUCUCGCCAGGACAAUCAGAC